Miniopterus natalensis is the source of this 841-nucleotide messenger RNA. The record is from RefSeq and is a predicted model, not a curated record. Lineage: Eukaryota; Metazoa; Chordata; Mammalia; Chiroptera; Miniopteridae.
AUUCCCCUGUAUUCCCUCAUAUUCACUCCCUGUGCCCCCGAGCCCUUUACUGCUGGCAACUUGCAGCUCAAGGAGGAAGGGAAGCCCCAUUCAGAGCACCAGACACUUCCUCAGGGUCAGUUUUGGGUUCAAGGAGGCCCUCACCUCAUGCCGUCUUCCUGCCAAAUUCAACCAAAGGAGAUCCCUUCAAGUGUGAGUGCCCUGGGCCUUCCUGGUCAGUUUGCGGAGGGUUCUCAGUCCCUAACUCUCUUGCUCUCUUCCUCCAUCCAGGUGUUGACUUUAAGAUGAAGACCAUAGAGGUAGAUGGCAUCAAAGUGCGGAUACAGAUUUGGGACACAGCGGGGCAGGAGAGAUAUCAGACCAUCACAAAGCAGUACUACCGACGGGCCCAGGGAAUAUUUUUAGUCUACGACAUUAGCAGCGAGCGCUCUUACCAGCACAUCAUGAAGUGGGUCAGUGAUGUGGAUGAGUAUGCACCAGAAGGUGUCCAGAAGAUCCUUAUAGGAAAUAAAGCCGAUGAGGAGCAGAAACGGCAGGUGGGACGAGAGCAAGGGCAGCAGCUGGCUAAGGAGUACGGCAUGGACUUCUAUGAAACAAGUGCCUGCACCAACCUCAACAUCAAAGAGUCUUUCACGCGUCUGACGGAGCUGGUGCUGCAGGCCCACAGGAAGGAGCUGGAUGGUCUCCGGACACGUGCCAGCAGAGAGUUGGCAUUGGCAGAGCUCGAGGAAGAUGAGAGCAAACCUGAGGGCCCAGGGAACUCUUCAAAAACCUGCUGGUGCUGAGGGUCCCGUGUGGAGCACCCACAAAUCCCCUGCCCCUCAGGAGGCCUGUGGGCUGA